Messenger RNA from Punctularia strigosozonata HHB-11173 SS5, 639 nucleotides. RefSeq lists its product as uncharacterized. NCBI's taxonomy places the organism in Eukaryota, Fungi, Basidiomycota, Agaricomycetes, Corticiales, Punctulariaceae. The record is from RefSeq and is a predicted model, not a curated record. The coding region runs from base 1 to 639 and encodes 212 amino acids. The transcript has 2 exons.
AUGACCGGAACCGGCACUGGCAUGACCGGCGGACGCCACCACGCCAUGGGCCCCACCGACGCCGGGACGGGCGCGAGCACCAUGACCGGCACGCGCGACGGCGCCGUCGGGACCGGUGGCGGCCUCACGGGCCGCACCAACAACCCGAUGACUGGCGGCAACGAGUUCCGCAGCGACGGCGGCAUGAGCGGGCGCCACCACGGCGCGACCGGGACCGACGUCAACACGGGCAACUUCCCGCCCGCCGGUGCGAUGAACAACACGAACCCGACCGGGCACACCGGCGGCGGGGGGAUGAAGAACCUCGAGGGCAAGGUCGAGAAGGCGCUCGGGACGAUCACGGGCUCAGCGACGCUCAAGGCCAAGGGUAUCGAAAAGCAGCAGGAGGCUGCCGCGGUGAAGAUGCAGAACACUCACCUCACGGAGGCGGAGCGCCUCGAACAGCAAGCCGCUGCGCAUCGCGAGCGCGCCGUGGUCGGUAGCGCCCAUCCCGAGCAGCGCCAUGUCGGAGGCGUACGCCCCUCGGGUAUGAACAGCGCCGCGCCUGGUACCCAGAUGGUCAACCAGCCCGGCACCGGCGGUAUUGGUGGCAACCCCAUCUUACCCGGAGGAGACGCCGCCCAGGGUAGCGCGUACUGA